ACUAUUGGUUGAUCUAUGUGUCAAUCAUCUAGCGAAGUGGGCGGGUCUACAGCAAAAAUGGCGACUUUAUCUGUCGGAGAGCCUCAAGAGAUGGAAGUUGACAGGAGGGGUGAGUCUGAGGAAUCUGGUGAUGAUGAGACCAAGAGGAAGAGUCUCAAUGGAGAGGUCGACUCUCUGCAAGCCCCUUCCACUGUACCUGAGGAGUCACCCGUUGACAUGGACACCAUAACCUUAGACCCAGAUGAAGAGGAUGUGGAUCUGGUCCACUGUCGCAUUGGGAAGAUUGAGGGUCUGGAGGUUCUCCGGAAGGCAAAGACAAUUUCUCUCAGACAAAACCUCAUCAAACGGAUUGAGAACUUGGACAGUCUUGUUUCAUUAAAGGAACUUGAUCUUUAUGACAACCAGAUCCGUAAACUAGAGAAUCUUCAGGCCCUAACAGAGCUUGAGCAGCUAGAUGUAUCGUUCAACAUAUUGAGGAAGAUUGAGGGAUUGGAUUGUCUCACAAAAGUCAAGAAGCUCUUCUUGCUUCAUAAUAAGAUUACAAACAUUUCCAACCUCGAUCAGCUGACGAGCCUCCAGAUGCUUGAGCUGGGCUCUAACCGCAUCCGGGUUAUUGAGAAUCUGGAUUCUCUUAGUUCUUUGGAGAGUUUGUUCCUUGGCACGAAUAAAAUCACUCAACUACAGAACCUUGAUGGAUUGCACAAUCUGACGGUCCUCAGUAUCCAGAGUAAUCGCAUCACGAAGUUGGAGGGACUCCAGAAUCUUGUGAACCUGCGAGAGCUUUACUUGAGUCAUAAUGGCAUUGAAGUCAUGGAGGGCCUGGAGAACAAUAAAAAGCUAACAACUUUGGACAUCGCUGCAAACAGGAUAAAAAAGAUUGAAAAUAUCAGCCAUCUGACUGAUUUAAAAGAAUUUUGGAUGAAUGACAACCAGAUAGAUAACUGGGGAGACUUGGACGAACUCAAGAACGCCAAAGGUCUAGAGACUGUCUAUCUGGAGAGAAACCCCCUGCAGAAGGACCCUCAAUACAGACGCAAGAUCAUGUUGGCGCUUCCCAAUGUCAGGCAGAUCGAUGCCACCUUCAUUCGUUUCUGAUCAUCCACUUCACCUGCCCAGCCCAGCCAUCCACUGCAUAUUACAAACACAAUGCCACCAUAUCUCCCUCAUGCACCUCAUGGCCCUAUUUACCUCUUUUAUUUAACAAAAAAAUAUCUCACACUCCAAGUGUUGCCAUUCCAUGUGCCAGCACCUUUUACUCACACUGAGCCUAUAUAACUAUGCUCUGACUUAUCCUAUAGCGUGAAUGCUUGUUAAUUUAUUUUUACUUUAAGACCUGAUCAGUGUGAGCUGAGAGGAGCUGAUACCUAUCGCACAGAAAAUAUAUCAAUGCUGACCCUUACUGCUCUUAGCAUUUUGGCUAGGGCAUGAUUUCAUUCUAGUCCCUUCCAUCCUUCUAGGUGAUAGGCUAAAAUCAGACAUUUCUACCCUGUAUGAUUUUACAUCAGGCAUUGAGAGGUGGUAAGAACGUCACAUUGCAUUCAGGGACUGAAGACAGCUGUUAGGAAAUUCUCAUUCUUUGGUGUGAUCAGGGACUAUUUCUUUGAGUGAUAUGUAUGGCUACACUCAUGGAUUCAAUUUGCAUAUCAGUUCUGUUUCUGGUUGUAGCAGUAUGUUGAAAUAUUAGCUGGUUGAAAUGUGACAACACAUUGUUCACCUUUCGUCAAUACUGAAUAUAUAAUAACAGCCUCAAUGAGAGAUUAAUCCCAUUUUAAAAGGUUCAUGGCAGUUUAGAUGUUCUACAGAGCAAGGUGAAAUUAGGUGAUUGCUUUUUUAGACCUUUUUUUGAACAACUAAAUAUCACAUGCACUCAAAAUAUUCACACACUUCAUAUUAAUGCAUGACCUGAGAAGUAAUUUUGUCCCCCCCUAAUAGGAGGUGAAUGGAAGAGGCCAUAUUGUGGUGACGGUGUUAGGCCACUCCCAUUUGACCAGUGGGAGGGGGGUUUGAGAGGGCUCAGCUGAUGCUGUAUAAAAUGAACCCAACCCCUUUUAAAAGGGUCAGAGAACAACUGUGUAUGAUUGCUUUUAAUUUGCUCAAAUUUUCACUUUGUUUUACAAGCUUGGUUGACUGUUUCAGAAUUGAAUGUACUAUAAAUAAUAAACUGAAUUUGAACUGCU
Messenger RNA from Pimephales promelas (fathead minnow), 2177 nucleotides. RefSeq names its product protein phosphatase 1, regulatory (inhibitor) subunit 7 (gene ppp1r7). Lineage: Eukaryota; Metazoa; Chordata; Actinopteri; Cypriniformes; Leuciscidae. Gene Ontology annotation, molecular function: protein binding. The record is from RefSeq and is a predicted model, not a curated record.